Molecule: messenger RNA, 963 nt
Organism: Equus quagga
Lineage: Eukaryota; Metazoa; Chordata; Mammalia; Perissodactyla; Equidae
Gene: RNF208
Product: ring finger protein 208
Exons: 1
Coding region: 13-810 (265 amino acids)
Biological process (GO): protein ubiquitination
Molecular function (GO): ubiquitin protein ligase activity
Source: RefSeq, a predicted model, not a curated record
GGAGACAGCCGGAUGCCGUCUGACCUUGGGCCCGAGGUGGGCAGUGGCUGGCCGGGCCUCCUCAUGUCCUGCCUGAAGGGCCCUCAUGUCAUCCUCAAGAUGGAGGCCAUGAAGAUUGUCCAUCCUGAGAAGUUCCCCGAGCUGCAGGCGGCCGCCCCCUGCUUCCCACCUGUACCCCGGCCCACCCCUGCUCUGGCACCCAAGCGCGCCUGGCCCUCAGACACGGAGAUCAUCGUCAACCAGGCAUGUGGGGGAGACAUGCCUGCCCUGGAAGGGACGCCCCGCACCCCACCUCUGCCACGUCGGCCCCGCAAGGGCAGUGCAGAGCUGGGCUUCCCCCGAGUGGCACCGGCGGAUGAGGUCAUCGUGAAUCAGUACGUUAUCAGGCCUGGCCCUGGCACCUCGGGGGCCUCCGCCAUGGCAGCACCGGCUGCAGGUGAGCCCCUGGAGUGCCCCACCUGCGGGCACACGUACAACGUCACGCAGCGGCGGCCCCGUGUGCUGUCCUGCCUGCACUCUGUGUGUGAGCAGUGCCUGCAGAUCCUCUAUGAGUCCUGCCCCAAAUACAAGUUCAUCUCCUGCCCCACCUGCCGCCGCGAGACUGUGCUCUUCACUGACUACGGUCUGGCCGCACUGGCUGUCAACACGUCCAUCCUGAGCCGCCUGCCCCCCGAGGCGCUGACUGCCCCGGCCGGUGGCCAGUGGGGGGGCGAGCCCGAGGGCAGCUGCUACCAGACCUUCCGGCAGUACUGUGGGGCCGCCUGCACCUGCCACGUGCGGAACCCGCUGUCUGCCUGCUCCAUCAUGUAGCACCUGCCCGCCCGCCACUGCCCGCCAUUCUCACUCGCCGCUUGGUCAGGGAUCCGGCCCUGCCCUGUCACUCGCUGACCCUCGCCCAUCACAGCUUCUGGCCCCUACCCAUGUGGCAUUGUCGCUGCAGCCAACUUUGCCAUUAAAACUCUU